This is a messenger RNA of Eruca vesicaria subsp. sativa (arugula), 356 nucleotides long. The record is from the annotation of a GenBank genome assembly. Lineage: Eukaryota; Viridiplantae; Streptophyta; Magnoliopsida; Brassicales; Brassicaceae.
UUUUUUUUUGUCUAUUUCUUAUAAAAUUUUACGUUGUGUUUGUCUGAACAAUGGUGAGUUCCUCAACCACGAUCUCUGUUUCACGUGCCUCAAAGAAGUCUCGAUCUCCUACACCCCCGAAGAAGAUUACUGUUAAGGUCAAGACCCAACAGGAUGGAGUAGAGGAUGUAUACAAAAUAAACUAUAGUACGCAGCUGAAGAAACUAAUGGAUGCAUGCUGCACCAAGAGAAACUUGGAAGGCACUGUCAGAUUCGUCUUCGGCCAGAAACAGCUCAAUCCACGAAGCACUCCUGCUCAGUUGAAGAUGAAAGAUGGCGACCUCAUUGAUAUUGUCACUGAUCAAGACGGUGCUUAA